CAAAGAUGGUAUUCAAUGACGACUUCUCCUCGUGACUUGCCAAGAUUCUCGGUAAGUAUUUUUACUGCUGUUGAGCAAGCGCCAAAGCAAAACUACUUUAUCUUUCUUCACAUAACAAACUUAUAAUAUGGGACUAUUCUCAAAACCAAAACCAAGACCUGGUGAUGUCCCCCCUCCAUAUUCCAACAGCAAUACACCACACCAACAAUAUGCUCCACCACCACCCAAAUCUGCUGAUAGCAAUCCAGACAGAAGGCAAUUGCCUCCUGGUUGGAUAACCCAGAAGGAUCCAAACAGUGGACAGUGGUUUUACGUAUAUACACCGAAUGCACAUACUCAAUGGGACCACCCUAUCGACCGUCCAUUACAGGAUCAACAAAGAGGUUCGGCUGCAUCGUACCAGGGCUAUUCUCAAGGCGGUUAUCAGCAACCUUACCAGCAACAACAGCAAUAUUACCAGCAACAACCACAGUAUGUCCAACAGCAAGCCGGAAGCCGCUUUGGUGGCGGUCGCAUGGGAGGUAUGGGAGGAGCCGGUUUACCUCUUGCAGCCGGUCUAGUUGGUGGUGGUAUGUUAGGCAUGAUGGCUGGUGAAGCUUUUGACCACGAUACUGUCGUUGAAAAUAACUACUACGGUGACGACUACAAUGGCGGCGGCGGCGACUUUGGUGGCGGCGGCGACUUUGGCGGAGGCGAUUUCGGAGGAGGUUUCUAAAGCACUUUGAGAAUAAUCGAAUUGCAUCAUUGUUAGCUUAUAGGAAAUCCAUUGUAAUAUUAUAGCGCUGUAUAUUUUCUCUUGAAUACGGUACUUUAGGCUGCCUACAUUUGGUACCAGUACCUAGAAUACACUUCACACCAUUUCUAAACAUCAUUGAAUAUCACUGAAAUGUUGUUUAGUCGCAGGAACCCAA
This is a messenger RNA of Umbelopsis ramanniana AG, 911 nucleotides long. RefSeq lists its product as uncharacterized. Bases 128 to 715 code for a protein of 195 amino acids. The transcript has a single exon. The record is from RefSeq and is a predicted model, not a curated record. NCBI's taxonomy places the organism in Eukaryota, Fungi, Mucoromycota, Umbelopsidomycetes, Umbelopsidales, Umbelopsidaceae. Gene Ontology annotation, molecular function: protein binding.